Molecule: messenger RNA, 1482 nt
Organism: Solea senegalensis (Senegalese sole)
Lineage: Eukaryota; Metazoa; Chordata; Actinopteri; Pleuronectiformes; Soleidae
Exons: 4
Coding region: 27-1253 (408 amino acids)
Biological process (GO): Notch signaling pathway; protein ubiquitination
Source: RefSeq, a predicted model, not a curated record
GUCAGAGGAGAGUGAGACCUGGCAGCAUGGAGUGUAUAAAAAACCUGGUUGCCACCAUCAAUGAAGCUGAUUACAGAGACUCUGUCAAACUUAAGAGGAUUCUUCAGCAUUACCCUUCCAAGAAAGAAGGUUUCUGCUACAGCGUGAGAGGAGACUUCAAAGUACUGGACCAACUGUCGGAGGAUCUGUUAGCGGUGGAGCGUCACUUCACGCCUGACACACGUCAGUGUGACAGACGCGCGUCAGCGCCGGUCAGACGUGUGGACGCGCCCGCGUUUGUCAUGGAAUACAUUCAGCAGAGACGUGCAGGAGAGCUGGACAGAAUCACAGGAGACAGAUUUAUUAUAGAAGCACAGCCACAGCAACGCAGUCACCCGCACAGCACAGUGCAGGUGACCAUAAGACCACGCCCCUUCUCCACGACCAGCCCCGCCCACGCUGACCACGUCAGACAGAGGUUCAUCACGCUGUACCAGAGAACUGCAGCCGACCUGCAGCUCGCGACGCUCUGUGUGAGUGAACGUGAGCUGCAGGAGCUGCAGAGGACGUUUCCACAGCUGCUCUUUAAACCCAGCCACAAACAUGAAGUCACUGUGAUCGGACCUUUUGUGUACGUCGCUAGAUUACAAGAGAUUCUCUCAACACACGAAACACCAGAGCCGAGCAGGAGGGCAGCGAGAGAAGGUCCUGAAGACGAGUCGUGUCCCAUCUGCAUGGAAACGAUCAAAAGAGGCGAGAAAGAGACUCUGCCGUGCAAACACUGCUUCUGCAGAGACUGUCUUCAAAGAGCGUUCCACUACAAGCCUGUGUGUCCCACCUGUGGACGAGUGUACGGCACUUUGACUGGGACGCAGCCUGAGGGAGGAAGAAUGACUCACACCACAAUCUCAUCGUCAUCGUUGCCUGGAUACGACAAAUAUGGAACCAUCAUUAUCCAGUAUCGCAUUCCGGCUGGGAUCCAAACGGCGGAGCAUCCCAACUGUGGUCAGCCGUACGACGGCGUGACGCGCACGGCGUAUCUCCCCGACUCGUCGGAGGGCCGGAGGAUUCUGACGCUGUUGAAACGAGCCUUUGAUCAGAGACUCAUCUUCACCGUGGGUCGCUCCACCACCAGCGGCAGGAACAACGCGCUCACAUGGAACGACAUCCACCACAAAACCUCAACGUGUGGAGGACCAACCCGCUACGGUUACCCGGACCCCGACUACCUGAGUCGAGUGGCAGAUGAACUGAGAGCCAAAGGAAUUGAAUGAGUCACUGAACACAUUUGUGUCAGUGUGAUGAAGGACAUUCAUAACUACACCGUAAAUCACCAACUAUAGCUUUUGUUUGUAUUAAGGUAGUAGUGUUGUAAUCAAUAUGAUUUAUCAUAUAGUCUGGUUGACUUGUAAACACAACAUAGAGGUUAAAAGUAUUUUAUUAAACCACAGUUCUAUUUAUUAAUGGUCAGUUUGUUUCUAUAAAGGACUUUUCUACACUUAA